GAGACGCGCAAUUCCCUACGCGACCAAUAGCGUUUGUUUUCAUCGGCUGUCAUGGCCUCCGCGGAAGGAGAGGUACGCUUGAAUCCGCCCCAGGAUCCCUCUCCGCCGAGGGAUUUCUUCGAAGAGACGGUCGGAGAGGUCUUGAGGUCUUCCCUGCGUUCGCUGCCUCGGUUGAUUGGGCAGUUUAACCUGGAGGAAGAUGUGGUGAAAAUUAACAUAAACUGGGAGAAAUUUCGAGGCAUGUCACUACCUCAGCCUAAAUUGCUCUUUACUGCUCUUCAGCAGCAUAUUUCCUCUUUACAGCUUUUUAUGGAAAAACUUCAGCCUUUGAUUAAAGAAGAAAAUACUACACCCAUUUAUAAUUUUAGCAAGACAGAACAUGAACAUUUUGAAAGUAGUUCAGAUGUAAUAGAUAAAGACCUGCAGAAGGAAAUGAAACAUACAGCCAGUGAGACUGCAAAUCUGAAAGAAGCUCCUUUUGGUUUUGACCCAGAAGUAGUUCAGAUAAAAGCUGGGAAAGCUGAAAUUGAAAGACGAAUAUUGGCCUUCAUUGAAAGGAAACAAGCUGAGAUCAAUGAAAACAAUGUCAGAGAAUUUUGCAAUGUUAUGGAUUGUAAUCAAGAAAACAGCUGUGCUAGAACUGAUGCAGUGUUUACACCUUAUCCUGGUUUCAAAAGUCACGUGAAGGUUUCUCGAGUUAUAAAUACUUAUGGACCUCAAACUAGAAAUCAAGAUGCUCAGGUUUCCAAUCAUAAUUCCAACACUCAUUCUCAUGAUUGUGGAAAUCAAGCAAUAGAAGAGAGGCUACAGAACAUUGAAGCACAUUUAAGGUUACAAACAGGUGGACCAGUGCCAAAAGAUAUUUAUCAGAGGAUAAAAAAGCUUGAAGAUAAAAUUCUUGAAUUGGAAGGGAUGUCUCCUGAAUAUUUUCAGUCUGUGAAUUUGUCUAUGAAAAAAAGAAAAAUUCAACAAAAUCAAAACUAUUCUCUGGCUGAACUUGAUGAGAAGAUCAAUGCACUCAAACAAACAUUGCUGAGAAAAACAAAUGAAGGGAGGCCCAAAGUGGUAAAUCAGUUUCUUUGAUUAUGGCAAUGAGACUUCAUUAUGCUUUCAUGCAUAUUUAACCUUUUUAGACUGAGUACUCUUUAUCUAGCUUUUAUGGUGGAAACUAAAUAUGCACAUGAAUUUAUCUAAUUCUUAUUGGAAACUUUGAUUAAGUAAACUAUUACUUAUCUAGACUGAAAAAUGAAGUAUGUUUUGGAAAUAGAAUUAUAAAUAUCUCUUUUCCAUUAAUGGAAUUUUUAGUAGAAAAAAAUAAAAUAUUUUGUUUUUAUGUUUUGGGUGCUAUGCUGAUGGAACAAACAAAUUUCUGUUGAAAUAUAAUUCUGGCAAGGAGUGUUACUGAAAAUGUGACUGUUUAUUUCACAAAGCUACAAAAUAAAUGAAGAAAAACAAAGACUUGUAACUAUGAAAUGUUCAUGGAACCCUUAAAGAGAUGAGGAUUCUCCUAGUGGAGAGGAAAAGACCAUCUGUGGACCUGAUUGAGGGGAAUGAGAUUGAUCCCAAAACAUCUUUGAAGGACUAAUGUUGAAGUUACCGCAUUCAAACUUCAAUGAAAACUACUUUCAUUAUGAUCUGCCAUGUAAAAUGUCUUCAACAAUUGAUUACAGAGUGGAGCAUUGACACAUCUUGCCAUCUCCAGAAUGUGCCUUUUAUUCUUCUUGCAGAUUUCAGUAAAAUAAAGCAUGCCAUAUAUCAGUGGCUUGUAACUAGUGCAUUCAGGUAUGUCACAAUUAUACAAGAUUGAAAAAAAAAAAUCCCUCCCCAUCCGAAACACCAAGUUUCUCUUUGUCAUUAGUAUUUUCCAUUUAGAGAGAAAAAGGGCAAAUAAUUAUUUGCACAAAGGGAAAUAAUUCAACUGGGAGAGUUUCUGAGGCAAGCAUGCUUGUAGUUGUGGCAUCUCUUUUGUUAUUUCCAUCUGAUCUCCAUAGGAUCGAAUGGAUAAUAAUCACGGCUAGUAUAGCAGCUCUUUAAUCAACUUACUUCCAGGCUAAGUUCAAGGUGCUGCUUUUUACGCUUAAAGCCUUAGACUUUUUGGGUGCAAUAUAUCCAAGGUGAUACCUCAUCCUCUUAUGUAUUUCUCUAAUUACUGAAUUCCCCCUCCCCCACAGCUUUUGUUGCAAGUUUGGAGGCUAAAUGCCAUUCAUAGAUAUAACAAGUGAACUGAUUAAGCUCCCUAUCAAUAAAUAAUCAGAGAUGAAUCUUUACGGGAGAUUAUGAAGACAUGUCAGGACUAUAUGCUAGAUUAGUAAAUUAAGAAAAGGAAAAUAUGACACCUGGAAUCAAACUCAACUGGAGUGUGUCGUUGCAGACGAUAACUAUUGCUGUUUCAUUCUCUUGGAAUUAUUUACUGCUUGUGGUAUUCACUGUCCAAAAGCUUGACAUCUAUCUGCAUUUUAGGACAGUCUUUAUAUGAUAACAAACAUUUCUAGCCCAAAUCAGUGGUGCUUAGAUGUUUUACCAUUGCACAUGUUAUUUUUUGACUGAAUAGCUGUGACUAUAGUAGAAAAAUAUAGCUGAUCUUAUUAAUUCUUGGUCUGGCAAACUCCAGGUUAAACAUGUUAUAAAUGUGUUACAGGCAGUCCUCGAGUUAUGAGCAUAAUUGAGCCCAAAAUUUAUGCUGCUAAGUGAAAUUUGUUAAGUGAGUUUUGCUCCAUUUUACAACUUUUCAUGCCACAGUUGUUAAAGUGAAUCAUUGUGUUUGUUGAGUUAGUCACAUGGUUGUUAAGUGAAUGUGGAUUCCAUAUUGACUGUCAGAAGGGAGCAGAAGCUGAUUACAUAACCCCAGGAAACUGCAAUCGUCAUAAAUGUGAACCAGUUGCCAAGCAUUUGAAUUUUGAUCAUGGGGAUGCUACAAUGUGAAAAACAGUGAUAAGUCACUUUUUUCAGUGCCAUUGUAACUUUGAAUGGUCACUAAAUGAACUGUUGUAAGUCAAGGACUACCUGUAUAUGGUUGUAAUUGAAGAGAAUUCCAAUUAAUUUGAAAUACAAGUAAUUGGUUUAAAUAAGCCCGGGUUUUAGGAUAACGUUAAACCUCUGCUUUUCUGAUGCAUAUUAUCAGUUACGAUCAAAAUAUCUGAAGGAGUAUUGAAUUCCACUAUUCUGGCCAGUAGACUAAAAUCGGUAAAACAGCUGCUACUUUGGAUGCCAUAACAUUUGGAGGAAUAGUCCAUUUUUAUAAGGAGCUAAUUUACACGUAGGGCUACCCCAGCCAUGGAAUGUUGUCCCCAAGGAGCUAUGAGAGUUUCCAUUGGCUUACAUUCUCUCUUGAUUAAAUAAUGCUACUGUUUCUUUGGAAGUUCUGAUACAAUUAUGAUUCUCUAAUGCAAUUCAGUUUAACCGAAAUACAUUAUAAAGCACUAAAUAAAAAUAUUGAAGAACAAAACUGAAUAGAAAAAAAGAGAAAACAAAAUGUUACACAGAUGUGUCAGGUUUUAAUGGAAUUCAGAGAAAGCACACAGUGAUAGCGAUUAAUCACAGUUGACUCAGAGCCAAUCAGCUAAUGUAUUUCAAAUUUUAAAUGAUAAUUUGGAUAAUAAAUUUCGAGGAAAGAAGAAAGUGAAACUUGUAGUCUGCAGAGGGAUGGGAGUGAAGGAUGUCUCAACUAUCAGAUCUUUUUUUUUAAAAAAAUGUCUUUUGCCUGACCUCUUAGGUCAGGGGUGUCAAACUCAUGUCGUCAUGGUGGUGUCACGUGACAUAUAGGGACUUCCCCCCUUUGCUAAACCAGGCAGGGCCGGGGCCAGCACAUGAUGCAUCUGGUCCCCGCGGCCCGCGAGUUUGACACCCUUUUUCUAGGUGGUCAUGAAUGACUAAUAUAUUCUGUGGCUCCCUUAAUAUAUAGAAAAUAUAUAGAAUUUUAUAUUUGGAUCAAAAACUCCCAUAUCAUCCAUGCUCCACUCCUGAAGAUGAUGGAUACAUAUGAAAAUUAUAUUUCUCAAAACAUAAUUGGGUUCUCAGCAGUAGAUCCACAUAUAUACAUUGCCAUUAGAGCUUUUGUCUAGUAGCAAGAUCCCACAAAGAGCCAUCUAAAAGGUUUAGUGUUACUCUUUUUAUUCUUCUGUGUAAAUUCAAGCAGUUGUAACAUAUAUUGAGCAAUAAUUUUUUCACACACAAAGGGAUUCUGCCUGGCAUGAUUUAAGAUAUAUACCUCCUCCACACUUCAUAUUAUUUCAAACCAUAGAGCUGUAGUUUUUUUUUUUUCUAUGUCGUAAUCUCACGGGCCUGUGAAUUAGAUGCUGUGAAUUAUAACUGGAGUGUAUUAGAACGUUCUUCAUUUUACACACAAUAGUAGCACCCUUUAUUUGAAUCUAUACAAGUGAUUCAAUGCUUAUAAAAUCAGUAUCCAAGGGAAGAGGAUAAUUAUUCUUGCCCUCUUCAAGUGUGUGCUUUGAUGCCUGAGAAUGGAAGGGGUGGUCCUCAUCUGUAUUAACAGAAUAGGAAGAACACUAGAAUUUCACAGCCUAAACUAUAGGACAGGACAUUUUUACAAAGGAGUAAAAUCAGCUUUCUUCCAUGUUUUGCAGUUAUCUGUGUGUACAGCUUCAAAGAGCCAUCAGUACUGGUUUGGUUGUUGUUAAUGUCUGUUUUUAUAACAUCUUUCAUUCCUAAUAGAAUAACUGUCCAUAACCCUAUAUAAAUCUGUCUGGCUUGCAUUCUUGUUCUUUGUUCUAUUUUGUAAACUGUCCACAGUACUGGUGGAUCAGGAUGGCCUAUACAUUUCAUAAACAAAUAAAUAAAUGACCACAUUGUCUCAUUUUGUAAAAGCCA
This is a messenger RNA of Pantherophis guttatus, 4827 nucleotides long. The record is from RefSeq and is a predicted model, not a curated record. Lineage: Eukaryota; Metazoa; Chordata; Lepidosauria; Squamata; Colubridae.